AUGAGCCAAACAACAUCAACAACACCCAUAAUCUUCCACAGCGCCUUCAUCGCGACCACAGCCUUCUGCUUUAUCUGCACAGUCGUCAUAUCCGUUGGAAAUUUUGUCGUCCUUUUUUCGAUUUACAAGGACCCGGUGAAAAAUCUUCGAAAUCCUUCGUCGAUUCUCUUCACAAACCUAGUGUUUUCGGACUUCCUGACAGGUUCUUUGUUGGCUCCUCUAUUUUCAUUGGACUCUCUGAUGGAUGUUUAUGGCAAAGACAGUGUUAUUAUCGAUGCUAUCAUGUUUAUUCUAGGAAGUUUGUUGCUGUUUGUUAGCAACCUUACGAUUACUGCAGUCUCAUUUGAUCGGUUGAUAGCUGUAGCAAAACCGUUAUACUACAAAAGCAUUGUUACUACGAGAAAAAUCAAAAUUGUCAUUGCCUUGAUAUGGAUACUUUCGCUUUUCAUCUGCCUUCUGCCGGUGUUCCAAGUUCCACGAUGGCUAUUCCUCUUGAUUUACAGUCACAGCCAUGUCUCAGUUCCCUUGGUCUCCUUGACAACCGUUUACGUCACGAUUUUUAGAAAACUACGAAAGCAUCGCAAACUUUUGCAGAACAAUUCUAACAUCAACGAUGCCAAUAAAGAAAAUAAAGACAACAAAAUGAGUAGAAGAAUGCAGCGUGAUCAACACCUGACGAUUACCAUCGUCCUAGUGAUGAUAUUCUUCUGCACGGCAUCUCUUCCAUUCGUUGUGUGCGUUCACUUAACGACAGUUAUUGACAACUGCCCAGACUGUUUCAGCGAGAACACGACAAGGACUAUAACAUCAGUGUUUUAUUUCUCUGGCAGAUGUAUCAUUUUAAACGCAGCGCUUGACCCAUUUUUGUUGAUACUAAGAAUGUCGAAAGUUCGCCAAGCUGUUGUAGCAACAUUCGGUGUUCGUCGUCUUGUUCGACCGAGAUCAAGAAUUACACGUGUUGCUCCAGCUCUAAGCACCAUCUACGAACCAGAUCUUCAGUUGACUAUUCAUUGA
Actinia tenebrosa (Australian red waratah sea anemone) is the source of this 1014-nucleotide messenger RNA. RefSeq names its product beta-4C adrenergic receptor-like. Gene Ontology annotation, cellular component: plasma membrane. Gene Ontology annotation, molecular function: G protein-coupled receptor activity. Lineage: Eukaryota; Metazoa; Cnidaria; Anthozoa; Actiniaria; Actiniidae. The record is from RefSeq and is a predicted model, not a curated record. Gene Ontology annotation, biological process: G protein-coupled receptor signaling pathway.